UUUUACACUGUUUUAACCCAUGGACAGCUCGUUGCGAUAUAAUCACAGCUCAUAGCGGGGGCACAACACUGAGAGUAAAUACUGAGGAUAUUCAAAAAUGAAUCUGCUUUAUUUACCAUUUUGAGUCUCACGACUACAAAAGACUGAAUUGUGAAGAUGGGGUGCUGCACUGGGAGGUGUAUGUUGAUAUUCUUCUGCACUGUUCAGCUGAUCACUGCUAUGGAGAGACAGGUGUUUGAUUUUCUAGGUUACCAGUGGGCGCCCAUCCUUGUCAACUUCCUGCACAUCAUUGUGGUGAUAUUGGUCUUGUUUGGGACUGUCCAGUACAAGCCCUGUUAUAUAGUUUUGUAUAUAGCCUGGACUGUGUUUUGGGUGACAUGGAACAUCUUUAUCUGUUGCCUUUAUCUGGACCUUGGAGGGCUCUCAAAGGACAGUGAUUAUCUGUCAUUGGGUCUUUCCUCUGACCGAUCAUGGUGGAAGGACAAUGGUCCAGGUUGUGCAAACAGAAACCUCCCAACCACUAGGUGGCAGCAUCUGGAAAGUCCUGCUCUGGUCUCUGAGAUGGGCUGCAUGCUUGAGUAUCAAUACAUCGAGGUUGUGCACAGUGCCCUGCAGCUGUUCCUUUCCGCCAUUGGAUUUGUAUUUGCCUGCUACGUGAUCAGCAUCUUCACUGAAGAGGAUGACACAUAUUUGUAUAAGUAACCAGUGUCCAGAGCUCAUCAGCAUUUCAAGAAAGAGAAGGAACAUUGAGAGGGAAAAAGAUCAUCACCAGUUCUCAGUAUGAGUGCAAGAAAAGGAAACCAGAUCUGAUACUGUAUCUUCCAAAUGAUACUUCAUUGUGAUUAUGAUAUAUAAAGUAACAUUUCAAUACACCCAAUAACAGUUAAGAAAAUAAUAAUAGCCAAAAAAUAAUGAGAACAUUUCCUUUAAGCAUGAAUACAGCUCCCACUGUUGCUGAUUUUCUGAUAUAUUUCAAAGACUUUGCGGAGACUAGCAGAUCCCACCCCUCAAACGUUCCUUUCUGUUCUGUAGUGAUUUCCCCUGUCUCUGGCUUUUAAGUUUCCAAUUCAAAGGAGUAUAUAUUGUACAUAUUCAAAUGAGGUUAGUUAGAAUGUAUUGUAGAGAUCACUUUUGUGUGCUUAAUGUUUUAAUAGUGAUUAAAUAGUGGCAAAUGACUUGUUACAUGUACUUACCUGUGUAGAGUACAGGACAAAAUGCUGCUUGAUGUUUAAUGAUCAACAUCAUUAUCUCAGAGUGCUGAGAGUGUCUGUCUUAACGGCCCAAAGAUAAAAAAUAAUGCUGUAUGUACAGCGCAUCAAACCUCAUCUUCUAUGUGUAAAUAAUUCAGCAUUUACUGAUAAGCGAGAGUGUGUCAUAUUGGUUUCUUUUCUUAUUAAAGUCUAAUUUUAGUUAAAGAUAUCCCAAAUAAAUAAGUCCAUAAGAAUAGACACUUUAUUUAUUCUGUGUGUUAUUUUAUGGAUUUCUGAAACAUAAUCGAGGAAUUUCCCCAAUUCUCACAUUGCAGUGUCACCUAGUGGUUAAAAUGAGAUAUGUAUAAUAUUAGGCUACUAUGCACUAAAAGCAUGAAUGCGCUUGAUAAAUAGGCAUGCUCGGAACACUGGCACCGAUAAUGAUUGUGUGAUAAAUGUGGUCCUGUAUCUUGUAUUAUAUUUUAAGGACUGCACAUUGGCACUAGAUUCACCAUCCAAAUUCAACACGUUCCCAGUCCCUUUUGUGUCACUUUUACCCCGGAAACUCAUAAUUAAACC
Xyrauchen texanus (razorback sucker) is the source of this 1769-nucleotide messenger RNA. It is a transcript of the gene nkain5, whose product is annotated as sodium/potassium transporting ATPase interacting 5. Gene Ontology annotation, biological process: regulation of sodium ion transport. The record is from RefSeq and is a predicted model, not a curated record. The coding region runs from base 157 to 702 and encodes 181 amino acids. NCBI's taxonomy places the organism in Eukaryota, Metazoa, Chordata, Actinopteri, Cypriniformes, Catostomidae. The transcript has 6 exons.